AUGGUGAUGGCUACUGCUAUAAGUGGAUACACUAGCAACUCUGCUUCUGCCAAGAAGUGCAGAAAGAAGAAGGAUUUAAAAGUAAAGGCGAAAAAUGGACUUGCAGCCCUUACUCCAGGAUUUGCUGGAGCCGACAUUGCUAAUGUUUGCAAUGAAGCUGCUCUGAUUGCUGCAAGAGGUGACAAAACACAAGUCACAAUGGACCAUUUUGAGGCAGCUAUUGAUAGGAUUAUUGGUGGUUUGGAGAAGAAGAACAAGGUAAUAAGCAAGCUGGAAAGGCGUACUAUCGCUUACCAUGAGUCAGGCCAUGCUGUUGCAGGUUGGUUCUUGGAACAUUCUGAACCCUUGUUGAAAGUAACUAUUGUUCCUCGUGGAACAGCUGCUCUUGGAUUUGCGCAGUAUGUUCCGAGUGAGAACCUUCUCAUGACAAAGGAGCAGCUUUUCAAUAUGACUUGUAUGACCCUUGUUGGUCGGGCUGCAGAGCAGGAGAGAUGAGGGGAAAAAGGAAAA
Messenger RNA from Lotus japonicus, 510 nucleotides. Its product is annotated as ATP-dependent zinc metalloprotease FTSH 8, mitochondrial-like. The record is from RefSeq and is a predicted model, not a curated record. Gene Ontology annotation, cellular component: chloroplast thylakoid membrane; m-AAA complex. The transcript is spliced from 5 exons. NCBI's taxonomy places the organism in Eukaryota, Viridiplantae, Streptophyta, Magnoliopsida, Fabales, Fabaceae. Gene Ontology annotation, molecular function: ATP-dependent peptidase activity; ATP binding; metalloendopeptidase activity. Gene Ontology annotation, biological process: mitochondrial protein processing; protein-containing complex assembly. The coding region runs from base 1 to 495 and encodes 164 amino acids.